This is a messenger RNA of Exophiala viscosa, 743 nucleotides long. RefSeq names its product S-adenosyl-L-methionine-dependent methyltransferase. The record is from RefSeq and is a predicted model, not a curated record. The coding region runs from base 1 to 693 and encodes 230 amino acids. Gene Ontology annotation, molecular function: O-methyltransferase activity. The transcript has 3 exons. Lineage: Eukaryota; Fungi; Ascomycota; Eurotiomycetes; Chaetothyriales; Herpotrichiellaceae.
AUGCCUCCUGACAGUUCAUCAUUCGGUCGACUCCACUCGUACAUCUUCUCCCGUCCCGACCUCGAGGCAAAUUUACGCAAUAACCCCAACGCCAUCCUCUCAGCUAUCGACGAUUAUACCGCGGCUCAACGAAUGAUCACUUUCGGCUUACUCAAGAUCACCAAGUGCCGUGAGCUCCUGUCCCAAAUGGAUCCUCCACCCAAAGUCCUCGUCGAAUUGGGCACAUAUAUCGGAAACUCAGCCAUUGGAUGGGGCGAAAUGUUGCGGUCACUGAACCCCACAAAGGCUGGAUGCAGAGUCUUCACAUGCGAACUCGAUCCGACCUUCGCCAGCAUAGCUCGCGACCUGAUCGAUCUCGCCGGCCUCAGCGAUAUCGUGACUGUGCUUGAAGGUGCCGCCGCCGCCGACAGUCUCCGAUCGCUCAAGACCGAGGGCGUCGUCGACAAAGCUGAUGUAUUGUUCUUCGACCACUGGCAAGAGGCGUACUUGCCGGACCUGAAACUUUGCGAGGAACUCCAACUCCUCCGUAAAGGCAGUUUGGUUCUUGCGGACAACACGGCUAUACCUGGAACGCCGGAUUAUAACGCAUAUCUCGCUUCUGGCGAAGGACCUGUCAAGUAUCAUAAUGUACCACACGAGACGUCUGCGAAGAAUGCUAAAAUCGUGCUAGCUUCCACGGUUGUCGAUAUCUGAUGGCCAGUUCGGAGCACGAGACGAAUGAUCUGGUGGAAUGAGAUUGAACC